This is a messenger RNA of Bufo bufo (common toad), 2510 nucleotides long. RefSeq names its product solute carrier family 13 member 1-like. Gene Ontology annotation, molecular function: sodium:sulfate symporter activity. Gene Ontology annotation, cellular component: membrane. The transcript is spliced from 16 exons. Gene Ontology annotation, biological process: monoatomic anion transmembrane transport. The coding region runs from base 63 to 2066 and encodes 667 amino acids. NCBI's taxonomy places the organism in Eukaryota, Metazoa, Chordata, Amphibia, Anura, Bufonidae. The record is from RefSeq and is a predicted model, not a curated record.
UGGCGCCGGCCACAAUCAUUGUGGAGGAGCAGCAGCAGCAGCAGCAGCCUCCCGCUCAUCGCAUGGGGGAGGGUCUGCAGCCAGCCUCAUUCUUCCUGGCAGAGGCCGGCAGACAUGCUGAGGUGAGGGAGGCUGCAGCCAGGGAGGCUCAUCCUGUGCACGGCCUCCUCGCUCCCCCUGGAUGCAUGCAUGCCCCGGCCCUGCCUCCUCUGCAGCAUCCCUUGCCCGUCUGGAUCCCGGGCUUGGUGUGCCUUCACACGGCGAUGUCUUCACUGCAGCAGCUCUGGCAGCACAGGGACAUCCUCAUCACUUUCGUGCUGCCUCUUCUGCUCCUGCCCCUGCCACUGAUAGCCCAGACCAAGGAGGCAUCAUGUGCUUAUAUAUUACUGAUCACAGCAACCUUCUGGAUUUCAGAGGCCAUUCCUCUGGGUGCCGCAGCGCUGGUUCCUGCAUUUAUGUUUCCACUGUUUGGUAUCAUGAAAUCAAGUGAGGUGGCAUCUGAAUACUUCAAAGACAUCCAUCUGCUGCUCUUUGGCGUUGUCUGUCUGGCAUCCUCAAUCCAGAAGUGGAAUUUGCACAAACGCAUAGCACUUUGGAUGGUCCUGUCUGUGGGAAGCCAGCCUGGCUGGCUCUUACUGGGAUUCAUGAGCUGCACCUCUCUGUUGUCCAUGUGGUUGAGUAAUACUUCUACGGCAGCUAUGGUGAUGCCCAUUGUGGAUGCCGUUCUGUGCCAGCUCAACAGCGCUGAACCCGAGGAGAAAGCCUUAACCAAUACUAGCCCAAGCCGGCCGCCAAGCAAUGAAAACACUACAAAGAUUGAUCUUGCAUCUUUGCCUGAAAGCAAUAAUAUUCUGGAUAAUGGAAUUGCAAACACUGAAGAAAAUGAGGAGGAGCCAGCAUUUGAAAGCCGGAGAUAUUCCAAACAGACCAAAUCUGGGCGUUUCUACAGGACGAAACGUGAUCACAUGAUGUGCAAAGCUUUUUCGCUGGGAAUUGCGUAUUCUUCCACCAUUGGAGGGAUGGCCACUCUCACAGGGACCUCCACUAAUCUCAUAUUUAUUGAACAGUUUGAAACACGAUACCCCGGAUGUCAGUUUGUAAAUUUUGGAUCCUGGAUUGCGUUCUCUUUCCCCAUUGCCUUCAUUAUCUUAAUAUUUUCCUGGAUGUGGAUUAACUGGCUUUUUCUGGGCUUUAGCCUAAAGGAAAUGCGGUGUUGGCGAAAAUCCAAGUCUCCAAGCCAUGAGGAUUCAAGAAACAUUUUGAGACAAGAAUAUGAAAAACUUGGCCCCUUGAGUUACCAGGAGGUGGUGACCCUUAUGAUCUUCCUGUUAAUGGCCUUGUCCUGGUUCACACGGGACCCUGGAUUUAUCCCAGGUUGGGAUUCACUGUUUGGACUGAAAGGUUAUAAAUCGGAUGCUACCUCAGCUAUUCUCUUUGGCUUUUUAUUGUUUAUUAUACCCGGAAGAAAGCCCAGCUGGUGGUGCUGUAGAUCAAAGGAAAAGCCUAGAGUGUCAGCGGCGGCAGAAUCCACGCCAAUGAUCACAUGGAAGGAGUUUGAAGAAUGCAUUCCCUGGCAUAUCGUCAUUCUGGUCGGAGGUGGUUUUGCGCUAGCUAAGGGAUGUGAGGUGUCUGGCCUGUCCGUGUGGGUCGGGCACAAGAUGGAACCACUGAGCAGCUUGCCAGUCUGGGUGAUUGUACUGAUUGUCUGCCUGUUGGUGACCUCUGUGACAGAGGUGGCAAGUAACCCGGCCACCAUCACCAUAUUUCAGCCCAUCUUGUCUUCACUGGCUGAAGGAAUAGGAGUAAACCCGCUCCUGGUCAUCAUCCCAGCGACUAUAAGUGCCUCCUGUGCGUUCCUUUUGCCUGUUGCCAAUCCACCAAACGCCAUUGUAUUUUCAUACGGUCACCUGACUGUGACGGACAUGAUGAAAGCAGGACUGGGGACAAACCUAAUCAGCAUGAUAACAUUGUGGUUUGGACUUUACACUUGGGGGUUUCCCAUGUUUGACCUGAACACUUUCCCGGACUGGGCAUCUCACAACAUAUCAACAGUGGCGACGCCGUGAUCGACUUCUACGUCUCCGUUUCUGGCGUGAAGAAGGCAGAUUCUGAUUGACUUCUGGGGAUGAAUCCAAGCAAUCUGCGUUCUCUGAAUGUUCUUAGUCUGAGUAUUAUCUGCUAGCUGGGGUGGGAAUUGGCUGAAGACAUGGAGCAUGCAGGUUGCUUUGUGGUUUAGUUAACACAGUAAAGCAUUAUAGAUGGAUUAGAUGGAGUUUUUUUUUUUUUAAAGUAUGAAAUAUUAAUGAACCUUUUUAUCAUUCACAAAACAAAAGACAAAUUGGCUGUGAUGCACGCAGCCUGGCACUAAAGAACAGCAGCGCCCUUCCAAAAAUACAUGAGGCCUGUUCACUUCUUAUGAGGGCUCGUUCAGACUAAUGUAUUUUGAGUUCCGUAUACAGAACCAUUCAUUUCAACGGGUCCGCAAAAGAUGCGGACAGCACUCUGUGCGC